AUGUUAUAUGAAGAAAUUUCAAAUGAUGAUAAUGAAUUAAAUAAAGCAUUAUCACUAAAUCAUAAUGAAUCAUUAUAUGAAGCAAUAUCAGAUGAUGAUAAUAAACCAAAUCCUGCAUUACCACCAAGUGAUAAUGAUUUACGUGUCAACAACCAUGAUAUGAAACGUCAAUUACAUAGUCGAACACGAUCAGCUGAAGCUCGAAAACGACGAAAUCGAAAAAGAAAUCUUUAUUUCCGAAUGCAAUGUUAUAGAUAUUUUAUCACUCGUCCAUUCUACUACAGAUUUACAAUGAAAUUAGUUCGACAUAUUCUUGCUGAAUACAAUAUUUAUUAUACUCAUGUCAAACCAGUUGAUGAUUUAUUACUUAUUGGUAUAAAAGACAAAAUAAUUGAACAACAAAAUGAACGAAGAUUGCUCGGUGAUAUAUAUGAUAGACAUCAUUAUUGCUUGUUUCGUCGUCAAGGUCAAUAUUUAUCAAGGAGAUCAAAUGAUAUACAAGAGUAA
Molecule: messenger RNA, 507 nt
Organism: Rotaria sordida
Lineage: Eukaryota; Metazoa; Rotifera; Eurotatoria; Philodinida; Philodinidae
Source: the annotation of a GenBank genome assembly